Molecule: messenger RNA, 770 nt
Organism: Hemicordylus capensis (graceful crag lizard)
Lineage: Eukaryota; Metazoa; Chordata; Lepidosauria; Squamata; Cordylidae
Product: C-type lectin-like
Exons: 6
Coding region: 1-606 (201 amino acids)
Molecular function (GO): signaling receptor activity
Source: RefSeq, a predicted model, not a curated record
AUGCCCCAGGAGGGCUGGGCAUCCCACACAGGAGCGAGCUUCCUCCAUCACUUCGGACAAGCCAAGCAGGGACAGAGAAUCAGUCUGCCAGAAAUGUGCAGGAUGACAGGGUCCAUCUCACACUGCCGCCUCUCCCUUUUGGGCCUCCUGGUCAUCAGCUACCUCCUGCAAGGCAUCGAAGGAGAGGGUUGCCCUCCAGAAUGGUUCCCCCAUGAGAAUCAUUGCUAUGGAUUCAGGCCGGAAGCAAUGACUUGGAAUGAUGCAGAGGUGGACUGCCACACCUAUGGCCGGAAUGGUCACUUGGCCUCCAUCCUCUCUGCAAAAGCAUCGGCCGCUGUGGCCAGUUUCCUGAACAGCAGGUAUAAGGGUGUGGAUCACAUAUGGAUUGGUCUGUUUGACCGUGGCACUGGCAUGAACAGGCAGUGGAGAUGGUCAGAUCUGGCCGUAUUCAGCUACUCCGCUUGGGCAAAGGGGGAACCCAAUAAUCAAAAGAAUCAGGCUGUCAAUGAAGACUGUGUUGAGUUGACUGGUGGAGAUCAUAAACAAUGGAAUGAUCACGACUGCAACGCCAUGCAUCCCUACUUGUGCAAAGUAUCUCGCUUGUGAAGGAAGCCAGUCAUUGGGCCUUUCACAUGCUCAGCACCUAGGGCAAUGGGGAUGAUUAGAGGCCCCUGCCUUCCAUGGGGGCCCACAGCCUCCCAUCGACUACCUUGUGUGGGAGGCUUUCUCUUCUCUGUGCUGUGAAACCAAUAAACUCUUUCCUGAAUCCA